Molecule: messenger RNA, 2550 nt
Organism: Beta vulgaris subsp. vulgaris (sugar beet)
Lineage: Eukaryota; Viridiplantae; Streptophyta; Magnoliopsida; Caryophyllales; Amaranthaceae
Product: wall-associated receptor kinase-like 6
Exons: 3
Coding region: 1-2292 (763 amino acids)
Biological process (GO): cell surface receptor signaling pathway; protein phosphorylation
Cellular component (GO): plasma membrane
Molecular function (GO): ATP binding; polysaccharide binding; protein serine/threonine kinase activity
Source: RefSeq, a predicted model, not a curated record
AUGUGCAAAUCCUUUAUCUUUAUUUCCCUGAUUCUUAAGGAACACAUAAUGAUUUGCUUAUCAGUAGUAUUAUGUCGAUUCGUCUUAAUGAUGUGUCUAGCAGGAGCAGUUCUACCAGCAUCAGCAGAUCCUGAACCUGAAGGAAGCAUACCAAUAGCAAAGCCUGGGUGUAUGGAAAGCUGUCAAAAUUCAACUGUCAAAGUUCCAUUUCCAUUUGGCAUUGGUGACAAUUGUUACUCCGAUCCAUGGUAUGAAAUCGUUUGCAAUACAUCUUUGUCAGGUGCCGAAACCCCUAUUCUGAGUUCUUUUGACGUGGAGGUGCUGAACAUAACAACUUGUUCAGGUGGUAACUGUGAUAUUCCUGAUUUAAGACUAGAAGUUGCAACUCCAUGGCAUAACGUAUGUACUGCACAAAAAGUAGUGAUAUAUGACAUGGAUAAAAGCCCUUUUAGGAUGUCAACUUCAGGAAACCAAUUAGUGGUGAAGGGCUGUCCAGGGGUUCCCAUAUUGAUGAACCGAAAGAGUGAAACAGUUGCGGGAUGUUCUACUGUUUGCCAAGGAGGUAACACGACAGAUGAAGAUAAGAGAAAAGGCAAUAUUAGUACACUGACUAGCUGUGAUGGAAUUGGGUGUUGUUUGAUGUCAGUAGAUCAGCAGUACUUGGGAGUCGAUUUUUAUCAGAUAGCGUUAAGAAGUAGCUAUGUUGACACCAGUCAAGUUUGCAUGGAGUUUGCUUUAAUGGAGAAGUUUGUAGACCCGGAGGAGAAGAUUGCUGCUGCUGAAAGAAUACUAUUAACAGAUGAUCAAGUACCAACUGUAUGGUACUGGAUGCCUCCUGCAUUACCUGAAGAAAACUUUACUAAUAACCACCAAAAUCCUAGAAGUUUUUCUUGCAGACCCUUUUGUGGUUAUUAUGAUGAAGCUCAGUGUGCUCAGAUCUGUACCUGCAAUGAGGGUUAUGAAGGAAAUCCAUACAUUUCUGAUGGUUGCCAAGAUCCAUGCAAAUUUGGCACGAACCAUUCUUCCCUUAAAUGUAAAAAGAGGUCAUCGGUAACUUCAGCAAUAGUCCUAGGGCUCAGUAUAGGUUUAGGGUCGGUAGUGUUACUUCUUUGCUGCUAUGGCUCAUACCGAUUAGUAAGGAGAUGGAUACAGAUCAAGAAAAGAGCUAAAUUCUUUAAGAGAAAUGGUGGUUUGAUGUUAAAGCAGCAAAUGGCAUCUGAAGGUGCCGUUAUUCAGAGUACAAGAGUCUUCACAGCUCGUGAAUUGGAGAAGGCCACUGGAAAUUUUAGCAGUAACAGAAUUAUUGGCCAAGGAGGUCAAGGUACAGUCUAUAAAGGCAUGUUGCUUGAUGGAAGAGUGGUAGCCAUCAAGAAGCCUAAGAAGGUAGAUAAGAAUCACUCGAAUCAUUUCAUAAAUGAGGUAGUUAUUCUGUCCCAAAUCAACCACAGAAAUGUGGUCAAAUUACUAGGAUGUUGCUUAGAGACAGAAGUUCCUUUACUUGUGUAUGAGUUUGUACCAAAUGGAACGCUUGCAGAGCAUAUUCACAAUCCUAACGAAGAUUUCCAAAUUACUUGGAGGAUGCGCUUGCAAAUUGCUGCUGAAACUGCAGGGGCUCUUGCAUAUCUGCACUCAUCGUCUUCUACACCUAUCUAUCAUAGAGAUAUCAAGUCCUCUAAUAUACUUUUGGAUGACAAAUAUAGAGCAAAACUAUCGGAUUUUGGGACUUCAAGGACCAUGAUGAUUGAUCAAACACACUUCACAACUCGUAUACAAGGCACGUUUGGAUAUCUAGAUCCCGAGUACUUCCAAUCAAACCAAUUCACUGAAAAAAGUGAUGUUUAUAGUUUCGGAGUAGUUCUCGUUGAACUAAUAACUGGUAUAAAGCCAGUCUUAAAGACUGAAUUGGGAGAAUGGGUAGGUCUGGCAAAGGAGUUCCUAUUCUAUCUAGAAACCGGUCAUUUACAUGAUAUUCUAAAUGCUCAAGUUGUAGAGGAAGCCAAGGAAGAAGAACUAAUUGUCAUUGCAGAUCUGGCAAAGAGAUGCUUAAAUUUGAAUGGUAAGCAAAGGCCUACAAUGAAAGAAGUUGCAAAUGCAUUAGAAGGAAUCAGAUUAUCCAAUAUCCCCACUGUAGUUGAUGAGCAAAAAGCUUUUAAGGGAGGCGAUCAUUUGAUUUUGGAAAUCGAAAAGAUGAAUGAUGGCUAUGUGAGUUCAACCACAUUCUUUUCAGCAAACAACAUGAUUAGCACUUCAGGCUCCUUUGAUAACCGACCACUCGUGCACAACUCGAUUUAAUUUGCAGGUACUGAUAGAUUACUACAUCUCAUUGUAUUGUGAAUACAAUUUCAUGUCUAGAGAUAGUUUUAGAGCUCCACUGUAUAAUUUCAUUAUUCUAUCAAGUAGAUCAAAAGAUAAAGAUGCUAAGAGUCAUAUUAGAUACUUCUAGUUUUUAUUAGUUGCAAUGCUCUUAUCUUUUACACCAUUUUUGAUUCAUUAAAGUGGAAACACUUGGACAACUCUUGAGUACUAGUGACUACUAAUUGGUUUUCUGAA